Molecule: messenger RNA, 3327 nt
Organism: Peromyscus eremicus (cactus mouse)
Lineage: Eukaryota; Metazoa; Chordata; Mammalia; Rodentia; Cricetidae
Gene: Morc2
Product: MORC family CW-type zinc finger 2
Exons: 26
Coding region: 35-3136 (1033 amino acids)
Cellular component (GO): nucleus
Molecular function (GO): zinc ion binding
Source: RefSeq, a predicted model, not a curated record
GUUAACGGGUAAAGACUGGAGACUCAUUGCAGUCAUGGCCUUCACCAAUUACAGCAGUCUCAACCGAGCUCAGCUAACCUUUGAAUAUCUGCACACAAAUUCAACCACUCAUGAAUUCUUGUUUGGUGCUCUUGCUGAACUGGUUGAUAAUGCAAGAGAUGCUGAUGCCACCAGAAUAGACAUUUAUGCUGAGAGGCGGGAAGAUCUUCGAGGAGGAUUUAUGCUUUGCUUUUUAGAUGAUGGAGCAGGAAUGGAUCCGAGUGAUGCUGCCAGUGUGAUCCAGUUUGGAAAGUCAGCCAAACGAACUCCUGAGUCCACCCAAAUUGGGCAGUAUGGCAAUGGAUUAAAAUCGGGCUCAAUGCGCAUCGGGAAGGAUUUUAUCCUCUUCACUAAGAAGGAAGACACCAUGACCUGCCUCUUCCUGUCUCGUACCUUUCAUGAGGAAGAAGGCAUUGAUGAAGUGAUAGUCCCAUUGCCUACCUGGAAUGCUCGAACACGGGAACCUGUCACAGACAAUGUGGAGAAGUUUGCCAUUGAGACAGAGCUCGUCUACAAGUACUCUCCCUUCCACAAUGAGGAGCAAGUGAUGACCCAGUUCAUGAAGAUUCCCGGGAAUAGUGGAACACUGGUGAUCAUCUUUAAUCUCAAGCUCAUGGACAAUGGAGAGCCGGAACUAGACAUAAUCUCAAAUCCAAAAGAUAUCCAGAUGGCAGAGACCUCCCCAGAGGGCACGAAGCCAGAACGACGCUCCUUCCGAGCCUAUGCUGCUGUGCUCUAUAUUGAUCCGCGGAUGAGGAUCUUCAUUCAUGGGCACAAGGUGCAGACCAAGAGACUCUCCUGCUGCUUGUAUAAACCCAGAAUGUACAAGUAUACAUCAAGCCGUUUCAAGACUCGGGCAGAACAGGAAGUGAAGAAGGCAGAGCAUGUAGCACGGAUUGCUGAGGAGAAGGCCCGGGAGGCAGAGAGCAAAGCUCGGACAUUAGAAGUACGAAUGGGUGGAGACCUGACACGGGACUCUAGGGUGAUGUUGCGACAGGUCCAGAAUACAGCCAUUACCCUGCGUAGAGAAGCUGAUGUCAAGAAAAGAAUCAAGGAUGCCAAGCAGCGAGCACUCAAAGAACCCAAGGAACUGAAUUUUGUUUUUGGGGUCAAUAUUGAACACCGGGACCUAGAUGGCAUGUUUAUCUACAAUUGUAGCCGCCUGAUCAAGAUGUAUGAGAAAGUGGGCCCACAGCUUGAAGGGGGCAUGGCAUGUGGUGGGGUUGUUGGGGUUGUUGAUGUGCCCUACUUGGUUCUGGAGCCUACACAUAACAAGCAAGACUUCGCUGAUGCUAAGGAGUACCGACAUCUACUUCGAGCAAUGGGGGAGCACUUGGCGCAGUAUUGGAAGGACAUUGCCAUUGCCCAGCGUGGAAUCAUCAAGUUUUGGGAUGAGUUUGGCUACCUUUCUGCCAACUGGAACCAACCCCCGUCCAGUGAGCUGCGUUUCAAACGCCGGAGGGCUAUGGAAAUCCCAACCACUAUCCAGUGUGAUUUGUGUCUGAAAUGGAGAACCCUCCCCUUCCAACUGAGUUCAGUAGAAAAAGAUUAUCCUGAUACUUGGGUUUGCUCCAUGAACCCUGAUCCUGAGCAGGACCGCUGUGAAGCUUCUGAACAGAAGCAGAAGGUUCCCUUGGGGACAUUAAAAAAGGACCUAAAGACACAGGAAGAAAAGCAAAAGCAGCUGACAGAGAAAAUUCGCCAGCAGCAGGAAAAGCUAGAAGCUCUUCAGAAAACUACACCCAUCCGCUCACAAGCUGACCUGAAGAAAUUGCCCUUAGAAGUGACUACCAGACCUUCCAGUGAAGAACCUGUGCGGAGACCUCAGCGUCCUCGGUCACCCCCUUUACCUGCAGUGAUCAAGAAUGCACCUAGCAGACCCCCUUCUAUUCAUACUCCCAGACCAACUAGCCAACUCCGAAAGGCUUCGGUUAUCAGCAGUCCCCCAAAGCCGCCUACUACAGCAGCCCGAGGAGAAACUAGUACUUCCAGGCUCCUCCAGCCAGCUGAGGCACCCCGAAAGCCUACAAACCCUCCCAUCAAGACUGUACCCCGACUCACCCUUCCUGUGCAGCCCCCAUCACCAUCUCUACUCCCUAACUCUAAGAACCUUCGGGAUGUCCCUGCUCAAAAAGCCAUCAAGACUCCAGUGGUCAAGAAGCCGGAGCCACCUGUUAAACAUUCUGUGGCAACCUCAGGUCGGAAGCGGAGUCUUGUAGUCUCUGAUGAGGAAGAGGCUGAAGAAGAAGCUGAGAAGAGGAAAGAGAGAUGCAAGCGGGGCAAGUUUGCUGUGAAGGAGGAGAAAAAGGAGGCAAAUGAGCUUUCAGACAGUGCUGGGGAAGAUGACCCAGCUGAACUCAAGAAGGCUCAGAAAGAUAAAGGACUGCAUGUAGAGGUACGUGUGAACCGAGAAUGGUACACAGGUCGUGUCACAGCUGUAGAGAUGGGCAAGAAUGUGGUUCGGUGGAAAGUGAAGUUUGAUUACGUGCCCACAGACACAACACCAAGAGACCGCUGGGUAGAGAAAGGCAGUGAAGAUGUACGACUGAUGAAGCCACCUUCUCCAGAGCAUCAGAGUCCUGACACGCAGCAAGAAGGUGGUGAGGAGGAGGAGGAGGCUGUGGUGGCCCAGCAGGCUGUGGCCUUGCCAGAGCCCUCUACCUCUGACGGUUUCAACAUUGAGCCAGACACUACUGCCUCAAGUACCAACCAUGAGACUAUUGACCUCCUGGUCCAGAUUCUUCGGAAUUGCUUGCGGUAUUUCUUGCCUCCAAGUUUCCCCAUCUCCAAGAAGGAGCUAAGUGCUAUGAAUUCAGAAGAACUAAUAUCUUUUCCUCUGAAAGAAUACUUCAAGCAGUAUGAGGUGGGGCUCCAGAAUCUGUGCCAUUCCUACCAAAGCCGUGCUGACUCACGGGCAAAAGCCUCAGAGGAGAGUUUGCGCACCUCCGAGAAAAAGCUUCGUGAGACAGAGGAGAAGUUACAAAAGUUGAGGACCAACAUUGUAGCACUCCUACAAAAAGUACAGGAGGACAUAGACAUCAACACAGAUGACGAGCUGGAUGCCUACAUUGAGGACCUCAUCACCAAAGGGGACUGAGGAGCUGGAAGGCAGAUGAUUCCUCUGCAUACCUGCCCCUCAGCAGAGCAGCUUCUGGGGAGGGGGAUUUCAUUAGUAAGUUGGUGGACUUAAUCUUGGUUUGACUCAUAUGGGACAUUUGUGCUUUGGGAAGGAGAUUCCUUGAAUCUUCUUCCUUAAGUUUACAUAAAUAUUUAUUUUUUAAAAGAGAA